Molecule: messenger RNA, 882 nt
Organism: Colletotrichum phormii
Lineage: Eukaryota; Fungi; Ascomycota; Sordariomycetes; Glomerellales; Glomerellaceae
Exons: 2
Coding region: 229-711 (160 amino acids)
Source: RefSeq, a predicted model, not a curated record
GAGAAAUCGCAAUUCCUUUUUGCUGCUGGGGGGAACCUGGCCCUGUGUGGCAGAGCGCGCCGAGUCUCACGGGAUGUCGCGUGCCGAAUGUUGAUGCGGGAGACCGUACGUACGGAGUACGAAGUACAGAUACGGAUACAGAAUAAUAAUUGUUGAUGAUGUUUGCGGUUGUGAACGGCUAGAUGCUAUCUGCCGUAUUUUCUGUUAUUGUUGUUGCUCUUCCUGUCGAUGCCAGACUGCGACCUCACCCCAAAGAAGGAUGAACUGAUUCGACUGCCAGGUAGUCGUAAGCAACGUCGCGAGACCCAAUGUGUAAGCUGGGCCGCGGAAUGCGACCAUAAAGGUCUACCAAGGUCUGUACACAGGUACCGAUGGCUCCACGAUAGGCAUGGCCGAUGCCGACACCUCUUUUUUUUUGGUUCUUCUAUCCGCUUUUUGUGGCCUAGGAACCUGGUCACCAAAGAGGGUCUUGACCGUUGCUGCAGUUCGCCGGAGAUGAUGUGGGGGGUUCAUGUACGAUAUCAACGGGAGCAUAAGGGGGGGAAACCAAGGGUUUUCUUGGAUUUCUCGAGUUCGGCCGAGAGCCUCAGAGAAGAAGAUUUCGCCCGCGACAUGCUCUCGUCUUCUCACAAGCGUCUCCCUUCUCAGACCAGUGGUUCGAUCGCAGCGAAUAAGACCGCCAGACGAGAACGGCUGAGCCGAAUUUGCUGAAUAGACGCCCUGAGAAUGCACCCGUGUGAUUUGGGCUAUGUUUUGUGGCUGACGCCAAGAGUCUUCGAUGGUGAGGAUGUACGGGUGCAAGCUCCUCCUCCCGCUAAAUCAGUGAGCGGGAAUCCUCGAAUAAUCAGCUGAGAGAGCCCAUCGCCCAUUGUGGCUCGGCUG